GAACAAUGCAUGUAAGUCUUUGACACCAUGAUAUCCAUCAGGCAAAGAAAAGGAGUAAAAACCACAGAAGUUUCUGAGGAUUUUGCAGCACAAGAAGAAAAUGUGAAGUUGGAAAAUAAAUUGCCAUCUGGUUGUACCAAUAGAAGAUUAUGGAAGAUUCUGUCAUUUACGGUUGGAGGAACAGUUGCCCUUUGCAUUGGACUUCUUACAUCUGUCUACCUGGCCACUUUACAUGAAAAUGAUUUAUGGUUUUCUAAUAUUAAGUUGUAGUUCUGUAUCCUGUUUCUACAGUGACAGUAGAUCUUUAAAGAAACUAGGUCAUGUAACCCAGUCGAGCUACCUUCUUUUCAGGAAGUAGAGCGGGAGAUCUCCUUCAGGACAGAGUGUGGACUGUACUACUCCUACUACAAGCAGAUGCUGCAGGCUCCCACCCUCACACAAGGUUUUCAUGGCUUAAUAUAUGAUAACAAAACUGAAUCUAUGAGGACAAUUAACCUCCUUCAAAGAAUGAAUAUUUACCAAGAGGUUUUUCUCAGUAUUUUAUAUAGAGUUCUACCCAUACAGAAAUAUUUAGAGCCAGUUUAUUUUUAUAUUUACACUUUAUUUGGACUUCAAGCAAUCUACGUCACAGCGCUUUAUAUAACCAGCUGGCUCCUUAGUGGUACGUGGCUGUCAGGACUAUUAGCAGCUUUCUGGUAUGUCACCAAUAGAAUAGAUACUACAAGAGUUGAGUUUACCAUCCCAUUGAGGGAGAACUGGGCACUGCCAUUCUUUGCAAUUCAGAUAGCAGCAAUUACAUAUUUCCUGAGACCAAACUUACAGCCUCUUUCUGAAAGGCUGACACUUCUUGCCAUUUUCAUAUCAACUUUUCUCUUUAGUCUGACAUGGCAAUUUAAUCAAUUUAUGAUGCUGAUGCAAGCGCUAGUGCUGUUCAUACUGGACUCCUUGGACAUGCUGCCAGCAGUGAAGGCGACGUGGCUGUAUGGUAUACAGAUAACAGGUUUACUCCUGGUCUGCAUUCUUCAGUUUCUUAACUCCAUGAUUCUUGGAUCAUUGCUUAUUAGUUUUAACCUUUCAGUAUUAAUUGCAAGAAAACUUCAGAAAAAUCUGAAAACUGGAAGCUUCCUUAAUAGGCUUGGGAAACUUUUGUUACAUUUAUUUGUGGUUCUCUGUUUGACGCUUUUUCUCAACAACAUUAUUAAGAAAAUUCUUAACCUGAAGUCAGAUGAACACAUAUUUAAAUUUCUGAAGGCAAAAUUUGGGUUUGGAGCAACAAGAGAUUUUGAUGCAAAUCUGUAUCUUUGUGAAGAAGCUUUUGGCCUCCUGCCUUUUAAUACAUUUGAAAGGCUUUCAGAUACUCUGCUUUUUUAUGCUUACUUAUUUGUUCUGUCCAUCACAGUGAUUGCAGCGUUAGCUGUUGCCUUCCACAAUCUCAGUGAUUCUACAAAUCAACAAUCCAUGGGUAAAGUGAGAAAGUGCACAAUCGGCCUGAAACCAGAAACUGCCUACAACUUAUUACAUACCAUUCUGUUUGGAUUCUUGGCCUUGAGUACAAUGAGAAUGAAAUACCUCUGGACGUCACACAUGUGUGUGUUUGCCUCGUUUGGCUUAUGCAGCCCUGAAAUAUGGGAGCUACUUCUGAAGUUGAUACGUCUUUAUAACCCAAAGAGGAUCUGUAUAAUGCGAUAUUCAGUACCGAUAUUAAUACUGCUGUAUCUGUGCUAUAAGUUCUGGCCAGGAAUGAUGGAUGAACUCUCCGAGUUGAGAGAAUUCUAUGAUCCAGAUACAGUGGAGCUGAUGAACUGGAUUAACUCUAACACUCCAAGAAAGGCUGUGUUCGCUGGAAGCAUGCAGUUGCUGGCCGGAGUUAAGCUGUGCACGGGAAGGACCUUGACCAACCACCCGCACUAUGAAGACAACAGCCUGAGAGAGCGAACCAAAGCGGUUUAUCAGAUAUAUGCCAAGAGGUCUCCAGAGGAGGUGCAUGCCCUCCUGAGGUCCUUCGGCACUGACUACGUGAUUCUGGAAGACAGCAUCUGCUAUGAGCAGAGGCACCGCCGGGGCUGCCGGCUGCGCGACCUGCUGGAUGUCGCCAAUGGCCACAUGAUGGAUGGCCCAGGAGAGAAUGAUCCUGAUUUGAAACUUGCAGGCCACCCUCGCUUCUGUGAAGAGAUAAAAAGAAACCUGCCUCCCUACGCAGCAUACUUCACUCGAGUGUUUCAGAACAAAACAUUCCACGUUUACAAGCUGUCCAGAAACAAGUGACAGAGCUUUCUGCUCAAGCUCUACUUUUGAUAGGUGAAACCCCAUCAGAGAGAAACUGAGUAGAUAGCAUUUCACAUGUAGUUAGGCAGCUGCUCCUUACAGCUCUGAUAUGAGCAAGUCUACAGAUGUUUGCACAGCGUCACCAUCUUUGAAAGCAUCUUAUAUAAGCUUAAGUCUUUUUCGUCUUGUCUCAUUAAUGUUCUUUAGCCUAAAUGUUCUCAGCUUUCUAAGAGUGGUCUAGAAUUUUGUUGUGGGGGAACAGUAAGUGUUCCAUAGGUAGCCUGAACAGCCGCAUAUCAUGUUGGAAAUCCAGGGCCUAUUCAGGAUUUGACAUACUUGUAAUUUUCAGUUGACUUAAGACAGCUAUGGUUGAAUUGAAUUGAGGGGAUGCAUAAUUAAGUUAUUUAAUAUCAUUUCACUAAUGAAGACCAAUUGGUAGCUUUUUUAAAAAGCUUUUUAUUGUCCUGUUUCACCUAAAAAUUUUAUAAUGUUUUCCAAGUGUCGUGCUUUUAAUAUUUCAAAAAAAUCAUGUCAAGUCUUUGUAUGUAUCUAAAACUUUUUGUUGUGCUCUGUCUGCAAUGUAAUGCAUAGCACCUCAGUAGUGUGUGUCAUGUGCCGUUUGUGUGUGUGUGUGUGUGUGUGUGUACAUGCGCAUGUGCGUGCAUGUUUUAUUGCUGGACACAGAAAAGUCUUAGAAGUUCCAUACUGUAAGUCCUUAAAGGAACAGAAAUGUUACAUAGCCAAGUAGAAUUUGUUACUGUUUAGUAUUGUUUUAAAACCUAUUGAUACUAUUUAACCUAUCCUGCAAGUAAGAAAAUUUUUCUUUAUUUCUUACUCAUUUAAAUUUACUGGGUUUGCAAAAUUUUGUAAACUUUCUGUUUUUAGCCUUUGUAUUUUCUACAGCCUAGAACCUUGCAAAGUCUGAAUAUUUUUUAAAUGUUGUAUCUUAACUGAUUCACUAAUACAAUAUUUUUGGCAGAGAGCAUUUUCAUACCAAGUUUGAUUUGUGGUCUCCAAUCUUCCUGUGAGGGCCCUGGUGGCGUUUUCCUUUUCCAUACUAAACAGUAACCAAGUGCCUCUGAGUCAUGCUGAUUCGUAAACAACGAAGAGGGUUAUGUGUACCUGCUCAAGAAUUUUUGGUAAUUGCUGUUAUAAUUAAUUUCUAAUGAUGGGAACUUGUAAAAGUUGCUGAUAAGAGCAUAUCGUGCAUUUAAUUAAAUCAAGAUGGCUAAUGAAAUUACCUUCCUCCCCUCUUCUUGCCAGUUGGAAAUGAUGUAAUGUUCCUCCUUGCAGCUGUGUUGAAGUAGAUUACCAUAGGCAUCAAGAUGGCUAUAUCACAUGUUCCAGUGAUCUUAUACUCAGUUACUGCUUACUAAGCAGUAUUCAGAGAGAAACUUUACCCUGUCAUGUUGGACUCAAGGAUAGUUGGCUUUUAUCAAAACUUAUUUAAAUAAAAAAAUUGACAGUAGCUGGGUUAUUACAUUAUGCAACUGAAACUCCUGAAUUAUAUCUUUCCUGUAUCCCUUAAUAAGGUUGAAGACCACUGCAGUUUAGAGUAAUACAAUAAUAAAACAUUUUAAUCAGUACUAGAACUUCGAUGAAGCCAGUAAUGACGCAUGCCCAUAGUCGCUGACAGCAUGGGGCAGCGCCUCCUGCGGCCAGUGCCUUACUCCAGUGGACACCAAGCACAUGUAAGGUACAACACGUUGGACUGUGUCGUUUCGUUUUUAAUAUCCUCUGUUACCUCCUCAGAUAUAUUUGUUUAUUUUAAAUAUUCCUAUAUGCAUUAAUCUAAGCAUUUGGGUAUUUGGAGUCUCAGUAUACAAGAAAGAUGUACUUAAAUUUUGAUGCUUGUCAUCACCGCAUUGAUGGCAUACAGUAAUCUUCAUGUUUAGGUGCCAUUGUUGCCAAAACAUUGAAUGUUCAGUCUUUAGUGAAAAAUACAAAGUGCCAAAAAAAUCUCGCAAGACAGAAUCCGUGCAUAUACUCUUUCCAAGACACUGUGACCAUGUAUAGUAGACAUUUUUGUUUCCUAAUGACCAAAUCUCUCAACGAAUCAUGUUAAAUAUUUUUAGCACUUGUCAGUAUUCUCUCUUAUGACCUUCUCAUUGGAGUACACGGGGGGGAAGAGGGACAGCGACUGACUCCUGGCUCUCUACCAAGCCAAAGCAAGGGACUGUGGCCUCAGCUCCCGCCGCACAGAUCACAGCUCUCGGGGGCUGUGUUAAUAUUCAGUAAUAGCCUCAAAUUGUGGCUGUUUUUUAUGGCUAGAA
Molecule: messenger RNA, 4538 nt
Organism: Ceratotherium simum simum (southern white rhinoceros)
Lineage: Eukaryota; Metazoa; Chordata; Mammalia; Perissodactyla; Rhinocerotidae
Source: RefSeq, a predicted model, not a curated record